UCUCCACCACCUCUAAUUUCUUUUAACAACACACACCAAACUCAAAUUCUAAAUAAAAUAUCAUCAAUAAUAAAUUAAUAUAUAUAUAUAUAAAUAUAUAUACAUACAAUUGUGGGCAUGAGCAUGACGAAGAAGAUGAUGGGCGGAAUUAGGAGCAGCAGGGUGGGGGUGCAGGUUCUGAUGGCUGUAAUUGCUUGUGUUUGUAUUUGUGUUUGUGCUGCUGGAGAUGAUGAUAAGGUGAUAAGAUGCGACCCGAUGGGUCUUGGGCCAUGCCUGCCGGCGUUAUCUGGGUCGGGUUCUCCGACGGCGCAGUGCUGCCAAGAGCUGAGGUCGCAGCAACCAUGCCUGUGCAGGUACCUGAGGAACCCGGCCUUCAAGCCCUACAUCGACUCCCCCAACGCCAAGGCCGUCGCCUCCACAUGCGCCGUCCAGAUUCCCACCAACUGCUGACUGCGGAGCCCAGCCCAUCUCUAUCUACUGCUACUGCUACUGCUACUGCUGCUUCUUCAUUAGUUAUAUUUCUAUUAGGUAUGUAUAUGGUGUAUGGCGUUACUGUGGUGGCUUGAAUAAGUAAUUCUAUCUGUCUCUUAAUUAAUAUAUAUAUAUAUAUAUAUAUAUAUAGAUGAUAUAUCUGUUGUCACUCGUCUCUAUAUAUCCAUCUAUCUAUCUUCUAGUCAUCCACUAAUAAAAUUCGAAAUCUUU
Messenger RNA from Andrographis paniculata, 702 nucleotides. Its product is annotated as non-specific lipid-transfer protein 2-like. The record is from RefSeq and is a predicted model, not a curated record. Bases 118 to 450 code for a protein of 110 amino acids. Gene Ontology annotation, biological process: lipid transport. Lineage: Eukaryota; Viridiplantae; Streptophyta; Magnoliopsida; Lamiales; Acanthaceae. The transcript has a single exon.